AUGGAGUGCACACCAGCUAUUACCGUCUCAUGCCUUCAGGCAGCGAGGGGAUUACUUCAACCUCUAUUAUUCGAGGAAAAUCAAGAUCUACUAAACAUGUUUGAAAAAUUCCGUCAAUGCCGGACGAAGGAGGAACAAAUCAACUCGAUGGAGCUUGCAGAACACGCCAAUAAUGUGAUGAAUACCUUGGAUGAAGGUAUCAAGGGUCUCGAUGACCUUGACAACUUCUUCGGCUAUAUACACCAAGUUGGGGCUAGCCAUAGAAGAAUACCUGGGUUCAAGGUGGAAUAUUUUUGGGGACAACAAAAUAUACAUGUAACAAAACCUGACCGGGGGUAUAUAAGCAGAACUGCGGCUCACCGCUGGCAGUUGAGUUCUAAGUCUAAAGCGAUUCGGAAGAAAAGGAAGAAGUGGAAAAGAAGAAAAGUGAGUGAAAUAGUGAAGUGCAGUCAGUUAAGUGAGUUAAGUCAGCGUGAACGGCAAAGUUGUGUCAGUCGGCCGGACUCUGCUGGAGAAGAACGCCGAUAA
Messenger RNA from Spodoptera exigua (beet armyworm), 528 nucleotides. NCBI's taxonomy places the organism in Eukaryota, Metazoa, Arthropoda, Insecta, Lepidoptera, Noctuidae. The record is from the annotation of a GenBank genome assembly.